AUAAUUGCAUAAUAUAAGAUACAAAGAAGAUUUGAGAUAAAGCAUCACGUACUGUAAGCGAAGAGAACUGUUCCUGCAAAAUAUACAGAGUUAAUAGAACCAUGCACAUGGUGAACACAGAACAUUAAACAUUCAGGACUUAGAAACAUUAAGAAAACACACCACGCCCAGACCUUGUCCUAAAUAUAACUGCACUGAGACAGUUUAUAAUUGGGUCAAACAGAAUUCUGCAAAACUGCAGGCUUUAAAUCCUUGAUCUAGUUAAACCAUUCCGUGCAGAUUCAUCCUUGGUUUUCAAGGUUCUAUCCUAUAAGUAUAGAUCUUCUGAGAAGAAGAAAGAUUUAUGAAUAUUGCUUCUCCGAUACCAAAAAUCAAAUCCGAAGGAUACAUGCGUCUGAAGAUCUCUCCCCCCUCCUCCUAUCUUCAGACAGAAACCAUGGAUAGAGGUUGAGGCCGGGAGAGAACUUGGUUGUAUAUAGUGGCCUCGGACUCAGUAAAGAGGAGUCGUGUAGGGACGAGUGUUGGAGCAACAGCGCUUCUCAAGUUAUACCCAGAGUAGCCAAGAGUUAUGGUUCUAUUGCUUCUCUCUACUAUUAUUCUAUCAAGUAUAUUCAGUGUGAGUGGUCAGCUGCCCCAUACCCUAGAUCUGAGCUGGUUUGAAGAGGUAGAAAACUGGGGAGUAAAGGAUCCAGUUCCAUUUCAGUUCUCAGAUUAUGAUUACUUCCAGACUAGGAAGAACGAAGCGAUAUACAGAGAAUACUGGGUUGCUUGUGAACAGUCUCCUGUCUGCUGGGAAGUCCAGGGACCAAGCAUAGAACAUAGUAAUUGUGUAAGGCAGUGUAUGUCUCCUGGUUGCUACUGGGAUAUCUAUGGACGGGAUGAACUAGAGGUUGGAGAAAUUGACUCAAUGAUCAGUUCUGUUUCCUUAUUCAAACAUCUUUCUCAUUCUCGGGGAUGAAGAUAAAUCUUCUCCGGGUAUUCUGAACAUAUACCCACAUCCUUCUCUUCCACAAUCUCUAGGCUUUAAAGUUAACCUGGAGAAGUUUGAACCGAUUCUCAAGUUGUCAAGUUCUCCACUUUAGUCAAUUUAUCCCUGGUCCUUAUUCAAUUUAGGGUCUAGGGAUUCAACCUAAUCAGAGUAUACUGCAAAUUCAUAGAAAAUAUAUUUAUAGAAUUUUAUUAAAGCAUAUUGCAACCCGUUCAUUGAGCUUAGUCCAACUUUAAAAACUUGUACGGACGUUUUUUACAAUAUUGGCUCAAUCAUUUCUGAUCUAAACUCUACCUUUUUAAUUCAAAAGAAGGUUAAAUACAUCAUACAACCCAGUUUACUUUUUUUAAUAAAAUUUUAGAUUUAUCGAGCAAUUGUGGAUUCAGUGAUAAAUGUUUAUUGUGUUUCUUUUUCUGUCUAUUCAACACAAAAUU
Eurytemora carolleeae is the source of this 1422-nucleotide messenger RNA. RefSeq lists its product as uncharacterized. Lineage: Eukaryota; Metazoa; Arthropoda; Copepoda; Calanoida; Temoridae. The coding region runs from base 569 to 958 and encodes 129 amino acids. The record is from RefSeq and is a predicted model, not a curated record. The transcript has 5 exons.